AUGUUUCAUGUUUGGGAAAAAAACAUGGCAGCGCCCACGACUGAAGUGCAGAUUGUUCCGGCAAAAAAGCCCACAGUCCGAGGACCACGGCGGGUAGCCAAUCAAAUUCCAGACGAAAUCCUGCAAGACCCUGAGUUACAGGAGGCGAUCAAAGCCUUGCCUGCAAAUUACAACUUUGAGAUCCACAAGACGAUUUGGCGAGUGAGACAAGCGAAAGCUACGAGAGUGGCUCUGCAGCUUCCAGAGGGCCUCCAGAUGUUUGCCUGUGUCAUCGCUGACAUCAUUGAGAGGUUCACGGAGGCAGAUACCAUUGUGAUGGGGGACGUGACAUACGGGGCCUGCUGCGUGGACGACUUCACCGCUCGAGCCCUAGGAGCGGAUUUCAUGGUGCACUACGGCCACAGUUGUCUCAUCCCCAUUGACUCCAUGGCAGGUAUUAAGAUGCUGUAUGUGUUUGUGGACAUCCAGAUGGACAACGCACACUUCCUGGACACGGUCAAGUUCAACUUCCCUCCUGCACAAUCUCUGGCACUCGUCAGCACUAUUCAGUUUGUGGCAGCACUGCAGGGUGUGAGUGCAGCCCUCAAGCCGGAGUAUGACGUGCUGGUACCACAGUGUCGACCUCUGUCACCAGGAGAAAUUUUGGGCUGCACCUCACCUCGCUUGGACCGCCAUGUAAAUGCCAUAAUUUAUCUGGGAGAUGGAAGAUUUCACCUGGAGUCAAUCAUGAUCGCAAACCCAGACAUCCCUGCUUACAGAUAUGACCCCUACAGUAAGGUCUUCUCCAGGGAGUACUAUGACCACGAAGCCAUGCGUGCAUUGAGGCUCCAGGCUAUUGACAAGGCUCGAUCGGCCCAGAGAUGGGGCCUGAUCAUGGGCACGCUGGGCCGGCAGGGCAGCCCCAAAGUCAUGGAGCACCUGGAGUCAAGGCUCCAUUCAUUGGGCAAGUCCUUCACUCGAGUGCUUCUGUCUGAGAUUUUCCCAGGCAAGCUGGAUCUGAUGCAGGAAGUAGAUGCGUGGAUCCAGAUCGCUUGUCCACGCCUUUCUAUCGAUUGGGGCACAGCCUUCUCCAAGCCCCUGCUGUCUCCAUAUGAGGCAGCUGUAGCUCUACAGGAGGUUGACUGGAAGGAAGUCUACCCCAUGGACUUCUACUCCAAUCAGAGCCUGGGACCGUGGGCGCCCAACCACCCUGACAACCAACCUGUGCGGCCCACGCGCAGACAGACUCGGAAACCAGGCUCGGAGCCAGCCCUUCCUACCAAGCAGUGUGCGCAGAACCAGUGCGCCCCCUGUGGCUGUCAAGGGGAAUGAUACAUCGUGUCCAGCUCAGUCUUUGACUCGCCUCGUGCCUGCCAGUGCUUCUGCCUCUGCUAGUAGCUGGAGGGAGGUCAGGCCAGAAGAGGAGAGAGCGGGUAUUUGUCCAGACAGUCUAUCAGUGAGCAGAGCUAAAGCCAGAGGAGCCCUUCAGCCGCUCCUCAAAUGGAUUACCAGCCAUAAAUAAUCCCUCAUUUUACAGAACAGCAGAUCAAACCAAAUUAAUUUUCUCUUAUUCACGUUUUUGGCAUGUGCUCAGAGCUCACAAUGCAAGCAACCGAGAGAAAAGCUUGUGUGUCUGAGGUCAUGCAUGUUUAUGCGAGUCACAUUGCCAUGAAGGAGCCGCUCUCUGCUGUGUGCUAAGACAGAAAUUCUUCCUGCACAGAAACGUGUGGGCAUUUCUGCAAUGCACACGCGGCUUUUGUGAUGGAGAGAACACGUGAGGUGACCUUGAGUAUGUUAAAUAGAAUGAAAGUGUUAAUGUGGGGGGGGGGAUCUAGCCAAACGCAGUCAGCCUGUCCUUGGGUACAGCAUUGUAUGUCUCCCUUCAUGCUAUGCUUCCAGUCAUAGAUAUAUUGUAUGAUGAACUUUAGUUUGGUGUGCAGUCAAACUCUGAAACAAUAAAUCUGAAAUGGAA
Molecule: messenger RNA, 1951 nt
Organism: Anarrhichthys ocellatus (wolf-eel)
Lineage: Eukaryota; Metazoa; Chordata; Actinopteri; Perciformes; Anarhichadidae
Gene: dph1
Product: diphthamide biosynthesis 1
Biological process (GO): protein histidyl modification to diphthamide
Molecular function (GO): 2-(3-amino-3-carboxypropyl)histidine synthase activity
Source: RefSeq, a predicted model, not a curated record